AUGCCCACAAUGUUUGUACCAAGCAUCACGAAUUUUUGCGUCUAUGAUAGAAGCACAUCGACAAGAACUACGCUCAAGACGAACACUAUCGGUUACGACUGCUUUUGUUCGGAGGUGAGGAAACGACGAGGUAGCGCGCGCUUCACGCUUCGUGCCCAGCUCGCGCCGGGAGCAGGCGGUAGCACCCCAGCAUCGGGGCGCAAUCAACCAUCUUCCGCCGGCGCUAGCAGGAACUGGGACGAGAGGGUUGAGUUGGCGACGCCGUUUGGUGUCGCCGUACGCGAGCUGCUGUCGCUGCCAGCCCGGGUUGCAACGGUUGCAGAACAGUGCCGCACUGAGGGCGGCAUUCCCCAGGCACAGAGCCGUUUCGAAAAGCUGCGGGAAGCCAUCGCGAACGGGAAUAUGAGAAGUCGUCUCACCGCAAUGCAAGAAGCGCACUUCUACCCAAGAUCCCUCGUCGUGCCGGUGCUAUUGCAGGUGCUCCGCUCUGCUGUUGAGCACGCUCGUGAGCGCAACCGACUCGAAGGAACCGGACCAAGUGCGGCGGACUCCUCGCGGCCGAAGAACCUGUCGACCCUGGUGCUACCGGAUCGAGUUUUCGAUGAAAUGUCACGCUCUCAGGCAGCCUUUUCCCUGGCUAUUCUUCUGGGCCAGGGUCAGGCGACGUCAGAGGCAGCUGUCGAAGAGUGGCGCCAGAUGGCUGUCGAGGCCCUCAUUGAGGUACUUCAGGAGGACCUUGACCCGGCUGCCCGUGCAGCUUCUGCAGGCGCUCUUGGCCAUGUUGGCAGCCGAUGUGAACAAUUCAAACCGAUGUUGGUGAGUCCUUUGCUUGGGUGUUUUGAGAAACAGAGCGAGGACUGGAUUGUGAGGUUGAGCGCGGCGGCGAGCCUUGGGCUGGUACGCGCACGUGAAGCGCUGCUCCUGUUUAUCGAGGAACUGAACAGUCAUGAAGUGAACAGUGAGUCUGGGAAAUCGCUCCUUGUUCAGACGGUGAUAUGCGCUCUUGGUGACCUCGCGUACGCAGACUAUUCGCAGUCGGAGAUGGACCAGGAACUGCUUCAGCGCUCAGUUCGAGCGAUCGAGCGCUUUACCCGAAGCGAGGAUGUUCUUGUGCGUAUUUCCGUGACCGAGUCGCUCGGGCACUGGUGCAGGCACUCGUCCAAGGCACGCGCGGCGGUUGAAUCACUUCUGUUGGACCCGAACGAGAACGUGGCGAAGACCGCUCGUUUCGCCUUGGACACCUAUGCGAAACAGGAUCAGUGA
Messenger RNA from Cyanidioschyzon merolae strain 10D, 1263 nucleotides. RefSeq lists its product as hypothetical. NCBI's taxonomy places the organism in Eukaryota, Rhodophyta, Bangiophyceae, Cyanidiales, Cyanidiaceae. The transcript has a single exon. The record is from RefSeq and is a predicted model, not a curated record. Gene Ontology annotation, molecular function: oxidoreductase activity. The coding region runs from base 1 to 1263 and encodes 420 amino acids.